This is a messenger RNA of Ananas comosus (pineapple), 477 nucleotides long. RefSeq lists its product as uncharacterized. Bases 1 to 477 code for a protein of 158 amino acids. The record is from RefSeq and is a predicted model, not a curated record. NCBI's taxonomy places the organism in Eukaryota, Viridiplantae, Streptophyta, Magnoliopsida, Poales, Bromeliaceae. The transcript has a single exon.
AUGACGUACGACCCACCAGUUACUGUUCCAUUCGACGAUUUGACGACGGCUGAGCGUCACUAUCCAUUGUGUACUAAUCACCCCGCGAAAUGUUUUGGUUGUCUUACCUCUCCUUCCUUUUCUCCACGAUAUCAUACUUUUCUUGUGGCUAUUUCUAAUAUCCAAGAACCACGUACGUACUGUCAAGCCGUCUCCAUUCCUGAAUGGCGGGACCCAAUGACCAUAGAACUUACUGCUCUUCAUCGUACUGGUAUUUGGGAACUAGUUCCCCUCCCGCCUGGCAAGACUCUGAUUUGUUGUAAGUCAAUAUAUAAAGUCAAGACAAAUUCUGAUGGUUCAAUUGAUCGCUAUAAGACUCGUUUAGUUGCUCGAGGGUUCUCUCAAGAAUAUGGCAUUGAAUAUGAGGAGAUGUUUGUCCCUAUUGCUAAGAUGAUCUCUGUUCAUGUCCUUAUUGCUAUUGCUGCUUCUCGUAGUUGA